Heterobilharzia americana is the source of this 1014-nucleotide messenger RNA. Lineage: Eukaryota; Metazoa; Platyhelminthes; Trematoda; Strigeidida; Schistosomatidae. The record is from the annotation of a GenBank genome assembly.
AUGUCUGAGCAGUCAAUGAGACAUCGUUUUCUCAGUCUCCCCACUGACCAGAAGUUGAGAUUAGACAGAGUACCUUCCCCUCAUUCACACUUGACACCAGUUCCAAGUUUGCCUUCAAGUGCAAUUCUGGAUUUCAAUAAUACAUCAAUAACUGUCACAGGUGAUGAUUUUGAGGAUACAUGUGUGCUAGGUGAAGGAUUCUUUGGACGUGUAUUUAAAAUGCGUUUAAAGUCAACAAAAGAUUCAUUUGCAGUAAAAAAGAUACCAUUUUGCAAUUUAGAUCCACAGAAUCCAGAUAUGAUAGCAGAUUUAGAAAUAGGAAAAUUACAUCCACAUCCAUUUUUAUUACGCUCUUUUUGUGCAUUCACUUGUGGAGAUGCUGUUUGGAUUUUAUUAGAGCUUAUGGAUAUUUCAUUAGAUGUACUGUUAAAUAAAGUGAAAGCAUGUAAUCAAUACAUUCCUGAAAAUGUUCUUCAACAUAUUACUUUUUCUAUUGUCUCAGCUUUGUAUCACUUAAGAUACAAUAUGAAUAUGUUACAUCGAGAUAUAAAGCCAGCCAAUAUGUUGGCUAACAAAAGUGGUGAAAUAAAGUUAGGCGAUUUUGGUACUGCUGUUACCCUCUCCAAUUGUGAAACUUUAGCUGAUGUUGGAUCAUGGCGUUAUCUAGCUCCUGAACGUGUAAGCUGUGGACCAGUAAAAAGUUGUGGAGUAAAAUCGGAUGUUUGGUCUUUAGGCUUAAGCAUUUAUGAGCUGGCCACUGGAACAAAUCCGUAUGAACCACCAAGGGAUCCAGUGGAUGCAUUCAAUCAGAUUGUGAAUCGUGAUCCUCCAAGUCUUUCUGGUGACUUACCUUAUUCAAAUCAUUUAAGAGAAUUUUUAAAUAUGUGCCUUAUUAAAGAAGUUGGUGAACGUGCUGAUUACAAUGAUUUACUAGUAUCAGAUUUUAUUCGAUCCAUUGAUGUCAAUUGUUAUAUGUUAACAACUGCACAAUUUUUAAGUAAUUAUAUUUCAUAG